UUGCCGUCCAAAAAACAAAAAAAGGAAAAAGGAAAACAAAAAAAAAACCGUCAGAGCGGCGGUCGGCUGUAGUGCAGUUGCAGGUGUUCGCCGGCACACGCGCGCGGCCGCGAACCCUAGAUGACGCCGGCGAACGGCGCCCCAGCGCCGGCAGCGGAGUCUGUCCCCCCCGAGGUGGAGUCGGAGGCCGAUGCGUUCCGGCGCCAGGUUGACGACCUCGUCUCGAAGACCGACGUGCUGGAGAAGCGGGUGAAAGAGGUGGUGGACUUCUAUGAUGGCAAGAAGCACGGAAGCGGCGGGCGGAAGGGCGGCGGUGGCGGCAGGCACGGGGCAUACUCGAGGGGGAUGCCCGACCUUAUGCGCCAGUUCGGCGUGCUUUUGAAAGAGAUCACCUCUCAUAAAGAUGCAUGGCCAUUUCUGAAGCCGGUGGAUGUUGUAACCCUGCACAUUCCUGACUAUCACAAAAUUAUUACCCAACCUAUGGACUUCUCUACCAUCCAAAAGAAAAUGGAAAGGAAAGAUGGUACCUGUUACACCAAUGUUCGAGAAAUAUGUUCUGAUGUUCGAUUAAUUUUUGCCAAUGCGAUGAAGUACAAUGAUGAUCAAAAUGUAGUCCACUUGAUGGCUAAAUCAUUGCUUGAGAAAUUUGAAGAGAAGUGGCUCCAUUUUCUUCCUAAAGUUGAGAGUGAGGAAAAAAGACAAAAGGAGGAGGAAUCAAAGGGUGUUGCAGCCACAAAUACUUCUCGAGAAGUUGCAAUCGCAAAAUUAGCAAAAGAUACUGAUGAUGAGCUAAAUCAGAUCAAUAGGAAGCUGGAGGAACUCCGGAAAAUGGUGGUUCACAGAUGCAGGAAAAUGACCACAGAUGAGAAGAGGAAGCUGGGUGCAGGGAUCUGCCACUUGUCUCCAGAUGAUCUUAACAAGGCGCUAGAAAUUGUUGCACAAGACAAUCCUAGCUUCCAAACUAAAGCAGAAGAAGUGGAUCUUGAUAUGGAUGCCCAGAGUGAGACAACCCUAUGGAGGCUGAAAUUCUUUGUGAGGGAAGCACUGGAACGACAGGCCAACGUUGCCUCUGGGAAGAUGGACGAAAACGCCAAAAGAAAGAGGGAGAUAUGCAAUGCUCUGGCCAAAACAGCAUCGAAACGGAUCAAGAAGCAACCCUAGCCAUCUUCCAGAUCUUUGACUCGCGUCCUUCUGUGAUUGUUAAGAAGUUUUUUUGGUAGGAGUAGCCAUUAGCUUUGUGAAAGGAUUUCCUGCAUUUUUUGUGGAGCUGUGUAUAUAGUACACUGUCUGUCCAGUAACAAGUGAUUUCAUGUGUAACCAUGAGCUGAUCGCAUCGACUCUGACCAAAACAACAAACAUUGUCUCUACUUGCAAUUGCUAGAAUGAAAGCCACAACCACAAUGUGAUUGAUUGUAAAAGGAAUUGCAGACAUUUCGCACUGUUUA
Messenger RNA from Sorghum bicolor (sorghum), 1445 nucleotides. RefSeq names its product transcription factor GTE1. Gene Ontology annotation, molecular function: protein binding. The record is from RefSeq and is a predicted model, not a curated record. Lineage: Eukaryota; Viridiplantae; Streptophyta; Magnoliopsida; Poales; Poaceae. The transcript has 8 exons. The coding region runs from base 121 to 1161 and encodes 346 amino acids.